AUGGCAGGAAAUUAUUACCGACUGCAUUCGAACGACUUUGGUCAUGCGAGGUCCCCCGAGCGCAUCAAGGAAACUGAAGAACGUCCUAAAAACGUGGACAACCGGAGUUUCAGCCCUGGGCACUAUAGCUAUUCUUUGAAGAAUUUAGAAGAAGCAGAUAUACAUUGGUUAGUGUACUCAAUGAGCAAGCUUUUUUGUUGCAAGCUUUUUUCGUCAUCUACAGUAAAAAUUUCAAAGAAAGGUAUAAGCUACUGGCGGCAACUUGCAUCAUAUCUCGAAAGUCACAGGAAGUCUACCGAGCAUUUGAAUUCACAUAAGAAGUGGAUGGUGUUGUCCGAGGGUCUGAAAAAGUCACGAACUGUUGAUGCCCAUCAUCAAUGGCUUCUGAAUACUGAAAGCGAACAUUGGAAAAAUGUUCUUGAGCGCUUAAUAGCAAUAAUUCCUUUCCUGGGUCAGCACUGUCUGCCUUUGAGAGGAAGUACAGAUACACUCUUUCAGCCUGACAACAGAAACUUCUUGAAACUUGUUGAAUUAUUCAGAAAGUUCGACGCUGUGAUGAUGGAGCACCUGCACAGAACAAAGCAAGGUGAGAACAAGGGUCAUCAUUAUCUUGGAAAAGAAACAAAGAAUGAAAUAAUUCAUCUUAUUGGAUCAUCUAUAACCAACAACAUUCUAUUAAUGAUGAAAUCUGCUAAGUAA
Molecule: messenger RNA, 699 nt
Organism: Schistocerca nitens (vagrant locust)
Lineage: Eukaryota; Metazoa; Arthropoda; Insecta; Orthoptera; Acrididae
Exons: 1
Coding region: 1-699 (232 amino acids)
Source: RefSeq, a predicted model, not a curated record